Messenger RNA from Centruroides sculpturatus (bark scorpion), 1060 nucleotides. RefSeq lists its product as uncharacterized. The transcript has a single exon. NCBI's taxonomy places the organism in Eukaryota, Metazoa, Arthropoda, Arachnida, Scorpiones, Buthidae. Gene Ontology annotation, biological process: DNA replication, removal of RNA primer. The coding region runs from base 28 to 1023 and encodes 331 amino acids. The record is from RefSeq and is a predicted model, not a curated record. Gene Ontology annotation, molecular function: nucleic acid binding; RNA-DNA hybrid ribonuclease activity.
AGUUGUGUCCCUACAUUCAACAUAAGAAUGGAGAAUGUAAGCAGCACGAUUGACCUAGACACAAGCAACAUCUCACAGGUUGAGGUUAAUAGUAUACCACCUUGGUCAACGUCACCGAUCGAUGUUGACUUAAGCUUAAAGCAGUUCCCUAAAGAAACCACGCCAGACUACGUUUAUAGACAGCUCUUCGCAGAAAUUCAGGAUCGUAACAGGAAUUUAAUUCCUAUAUACACCGAUGGAUCUAAAUCGGAUAACUAUGUUGGUUUAGCCUUUGUUUGCCAGGAUGAAAUUGUGGCAGAACAAAUAGCAGCGAAUUCUUCCAUCUUUUCUGCGGAGUUGCAGGCUAUUUAUUUAGCUUUAAAGUAUAUAAAUCGGAAAGGUCAUAGUUGCUGCGUGAUUUACACUGACUCAGUUAGUGCACUUCAGGCUUUGAUCUCGUAUGAACGUAGUUCUCACUCCAUAGUUAUUAAAAUUCGAAAACUAAUUUGUCAUCUCACUACGAGAAAUUUUUUUGUGAAGUUCUGUUGGGUCCCAGGCCACGUGGGUAUAAGAGGUAAUGAAGAAGCUGAUACAGCUGCUAAGUCAGCAAGUCCUUCACAGCAUACAAUGCGUAUUGAAGGAGGUGAUUUGAAGCUAGUCGUUAAAAAACGACUAGCAGAGAGAUGGCAAAACGUGUGGAAUGCACAAAUCCACAAUAAACUUCACGAGAUCAAACCUUUGGUAGAAAAUUGGACACAUAAUAGGCAAUAUGAUAGGAGAUCUGAGGUUAUCCUUACUCGUUUGAGAAUUGGACACACUCGACUGACUCAUCAAUACCUUUUGAAGGGAGAUGACGAACCAGUAUGUCAGCACUGCAACUGUGCUGUAAGUGUUAAACACAUAUUUUGCAACUGUGUUGCUUUUGAUCAGAGUCGUAGACAGCAUUUCGGAAAUGCAAGCCUUAGAGACAUUUUGGGCCAGAGGCUAAACCUGGAUAAUAUACUGGACUUUCUGAAAGUCAUUAAUAUGUAUAGAGAAAUAUGAUGAUUUAUUUAUUAUAUAGUUUUAUUUACUUCAUGGU